CGGGAUCUAGGAGUGGUUUCACUUUCCGACCUGAGGAAAAGCAUCUUAACAUAACGGUAUUUUCAUUAAGCUAUAUAAACAAACCGUUCGCGUUUUACGUUUAUGUCACGAGACAAUGGAAUGCUAGAAAAGAAAGUUUCUUGUGUUUGUUACGGGAUCUUCUGUUAGUGAUUUCACAUCUGCUGAAUGACCGGUGCUUUGUCUUCAGUAUAACUUCUCAUUGCUGGGAUGUGUCGUGAUUAAAGGAGCCGCCCCACUGUUUCACACACACACUUCAUUGGAUCGCACACCCGCUCGUCUCUGCAGCACUAUGUUGGCCCUCCUGUGGUGUGCUCUGCUGCCUGUGCAAGCUCUCGCUCUGAAUGUCAUCGUCCCAGAAUCCCCCGUGGUGGCUCUGUAUGGGAUGGACACAGUUCUCAACUGCUCUUUCUCAGGGGUAACAAAGUUUAACCUGUCUGACCUGACUGUGUUCUGGCAGCUAUCAGACACAAAGCGCAACGUACACAGUUUUUCGCAGAGCCGGGAUCAGCUAACCGACCAAGAUGAGAGAUUCGCUAAUCGCACGAGCCUUUACCCAGAUCAGCUGACGGCGGGAAACGUGUCGCUCCUGCUGAAGAAGGUGCGUGUUGUGGAUGAGGGUAGCUACACCUGUUUUGUGAGGGUGCAGGCGUACAGCAGCGCUUCCCUGCUUAUGCAAGUAGCAGCUCCAUUCUCCAAACCGCUGGUCACCUGGGACACAGAGUCCCACCUAAAGCCUGGUGAAGUGGUGGACCUCACCUGUGUGGCGUAUGGAGGAUAUCCACAGGCUGAUGUGCUGUGGCAAGAUGGAGCUGGACGCAACUUGACGACGGACAACAUUACCACCUCUCAAGUAGCCAAUGAGGAGGGGCUUUUCAGUGUUAAGAGUGUUCUGACGGUCAUUUUGGAGCCCAACAGCACAUACAGUUGCCGACUGAUCAAUCCACUGUUAGGGGACGAAGGACAGGCAUCUGUUACAAUCACAGGUCAGCACCUGGUGUUCCCACCUGUUGCAUUAUGGGUAACAGUGGGCCUGGCCAUUUGUUUGCUGGGUCUCCUCAUCGCACUGGCUGCUGUCUGCCGCAGGAAGAUCAAAGAGAGCUGUGAGGAAAUGAGAGCGGAGGAAGAAGCCAAAGAACUUGAGGAAGCCAAAAAGUUUGAAGAAGCCGAAUCAGCUGCAACACCUCUGAAGAGCUAAAGUUGGAGACCACAGGGUUGUUGUGGCUGGGCAGUCUGAGGGCCAUGCACAGAUUUUACAGCAUCAUAAUUCAGUCCGAGAUUCAGCCUCAUCCCAUCCAGAAGCAUUUCCCUGGUAUUUGUCAUACGGGAUUUAAACUUGCGUGUUUUUUACGCAUGGUUUGAAUCCUUUUUAUGUUUUGACAUUUCACUCAAUUUCUUUCUGUAUGCGCAAGGGAAGCCAUGUAUACAGGAGAGUGAAACAAACAAUGACUGAUUUUGCAUUACGUGAGUGACUUUAUAAAAGUUCUGGCUGGUUGUACAUUAUCCUGAAAAUCUACCAUCCACUGUGAUGACACUCUUUAAUCGUUCACAAUAGAGAGCAACAGUGGGCUUUUGGAAGUAAAAAAUCCCAUUCACUUUCUCCAUAGAGAAAUUCAUUUUUAACGAUAACACAUAAACUUUUCAAGACAGACCCACCUUGAGCUUUAAGGUUGGUAAGUGAUAAUACAUGCUUCUGUAGAGGCCACAAGUCAGUUAAACAUGAAUUAUUAUUGGCUGACUUCAUGAGGAAAAACUACAUUACCCAGAAUCCUUAACUCUUUCCCCGCCAGCGUUUUUUUUUUAAGUUGCCAGACAGUGCCAGCAUUUUUAAUGUUUUUUUUUUUUACAAAAGUUUAAUUCCUUUCAUAAAAUGUUCUUCAUAAUCAAAUAUAUAAACAUACAAUAUAUCAAAAGAAAGAACAGGCAGUCUGUUUAAAAAAAAGUUUCAUCCUACCUUCAUUUGUUUUUUAUCACCUUUCAAAUGUGGGUAGGCUUUUUCAAAAACACAAAAUUUUGAGCAAAAAGCUGUGAUAAUUCCAUUUUUGGAAAGGACUUUUUAUAGAGAUCAGAUUCAGAGCGAUCCUCAAAACUUACACGGACAUACAGCUGUUUGCCCUAGGGCGAUACUUCUGGGUUUAUAAGUUGCUGAAGAGCGCCACCUGGUUAAUAAUAGUGGUAUUACAGAUUGCCGGAAAUACUCAUCAUUGGCAGGGAAGCAUUUUCUCUUAAUUGACGAGUAAACUCAUCAAUGGUGGGGAAAAAGUUAAUCAGAUAAUUUACUAAAGUGCCAUUUGUGGAUGUAUUUGUGGACAUUUUAAUAUUGGACAAGAAACCUUAAAUACAUUUACAAUGUACGCUGUCUUAUUUUAUUUGUAUUUUUUUUAAUGGUCUCAAGUUCAAAUUUUUCCGCAUACGCAAGGGUCCCCUUACACUGUAUGCACACUGCCAGAUUUUUGUAACCAGACAUACCAUGUACGGUUAGGUUGUGCAUGUAUGUACAGGAGAAUGUAGUAUGUUCCCAAGAGAUGCAUUGCAUUUUGUCGCAAUACGCAUGCGUUGAACGUCUGUACAAAUGGCUACGAGUCAAAUAAACUACACUUUGCAAGGCUGUGCAUUUGACCGUGCGCUAUUUUCACAUACACAUAAAACAAUAUGUACCUUUGAGGAACUAAUAUGAACUCUUUAGAUGCAAAAGUGUUCUGUUUGAAAGGGUAGCACCCCUAUGACAGCUAGGGACCAUUUAUAGGCCUUUUUUUUUUGACAGUGUAUUGUAUACUUAUAAUUAUUGGUCUUAAAGGAAAACACCACCGUUUUUCAAUAUUUUACUGUGUUCUUACCUCAACUUAGACAAAUUAAUACAUACCUAUCUUUUUUUCAAUGCGUGCACUUUAAUCUUUGUACAGCACGUUGUGAAUGUGUUAGCAUUUAGCCUAGCCCCAUUCAUUUCUUAGGAUCCAAACAGGGAUGAAUUUAGAAGCCACCAAACACUUCCAUGUUUUCCCUAUUUAAAGGCUGUUGCAUGAGUAGUUACAUGAGUAAGUAUGGUGGCACAAAAUAAAACUUUUGGUUGGAGCCAUAGGAAUGAAUGGGGCUAAGCUAAAUGCUAACACAUUCAAGAAGCGCUGUACAAAGAUUAAAAGUGCACGCCUUGAAAAAAGAUAGGUAUGUAUUAAUUCAUCUAAGUUGAGGUAAGAACAUGGUAAAAUAUUGAAAAACGGUGGUGUUUUCCUUUAAGUCAUAUUCCUAAAAUGUCAAAUACUGUUUUGCUUUAAACCAAAGAUUUUAUGUUGUGCUUUCGCCGAGCUGCUGGUUUGUUUUUUUAUUUUAAAUUCCAAUAUUAAAAACAGGAAGAAUAUUUUCAGAACCGAAGCUGGCUAUAAAGUGGGCUGUCGCUGUUGCCCUCUAAUGCAGUUUUAAAAUUGGACUAAAUGUAAAUACGCAGACAUGAAGGGCAGCCGAGACCAAACAGAACUUUCCAUCACAUCAUUUCCUCAUUUAUAUUCCUCCUGUCUUUCUGCGGCUUUUCUAAAUAACAUCAGAAGUGAUAAACUCCGCUAUUUUACCAACCUGUCCUCUUUCUUUCUUUUCUUCGAGUGUCUGAUAUAUAUGGCAUGCGCCUGUAAUUGUAUGCAGAACGUGUUAAAGGGAAAAUUCGUUUGAAGACCAUUGGGUCUGACAAGCUCGGAGCUCCACCACUGUCACCGGCUCCCAUCUACUCUGCAUUAGGAGAAAAGCACCAUGCAACAUCUCUGACCUAAUAGAAAGUGAGUAGUUUAAGAAAGCAGCCGGCGAACAGCUCACCGUCAGCAUCUCAGAUGAGGAAGGCAUCCUAUUUCUCUCCUUCCCUCUCUCACUUUUUCUCGCCGCUUCCUCACGAUCGCUCCAUCCUGGCCUAAUUAACGCCUGCCCAUGAAGUAACUUGUAGCUGUCAGCGUCUGCCUGCUCCGCAAAAAUCCAAUAACUUCAGGGAGCAAUUUAGAUGGAACACCAGCUAAGCACCAGCAAACUACAAAUGGUGCAUGAGAACCGCCCAACUUACUGACCUGACAGCAUUGUGCUGAGAUCGGUUGUGUUAUUGCAUGCAACUUAUUGACUGCGAAGUGGAAUGUAUUGCAGACUGGGAUGUUUUAUCUUUAAACUGUUUUAUUGUUGUUUGUUUUUAUAGUUUCAUCUGGUACUUUGAAAAUAGGAUGUAUUUGAAUUGGAUAUGUACCAGUUUUUGUUGCUUGUCAUUUAUUAUGUUUAGAAAUUAAAAUGGUUUGUUUUA
Messenger RNA from Paramisgurnus dabryanus, 4285 nucleotides. NCBI's taxonomy places the organism in Eukaryota, Metazoa, Chordata, Actinopteri, Cypriniformes, Cobitidae. The record is from RefSeq and is a predicted model, not a curated record.